This is a messenger RNA of Penicillium canariense, 795 nucleotides long. RefSeq lists its product as uncharacterized. NCBI's taxonomy places the organism in Eukaryota, Fungi, Ascomycota, Eurotiomycetes, Eurotiales, Aspergillaceae. The transcript has 2 exons. The coding region runs from base 1 to 795 and encodes 264 amino acids. The record is from RefSeq and is a predicted model, not a curated record.
AUGCCCAUGGAAAGAUCGGUGAGCCCUGAAUCGGAUCCCGAUGCGCCGUUCAAGGUGAGCGACUCGUUGGCUCCUCCGCGGAUCCACAAAACCGCGGGGACCACGGCCACGACGUUUGACGGGCUCCUCCCAGAGCCUUUGUUGCUGAAGGAGGAUCUGAAGAAUGGCUGCGGUGGUCAGCUAUGGCCGGCAGGCAUGGUCCUGGCUAAAUAUCUCCUCUCACAACAUUCGAGAGACAUGUCCGGGAAAUCAGUCGUGGAGUUGGGCGCCGGAGGAGGCCUUGUCGGGCUGGCUGUAGCGCGCGGAUGUGAAGUUGGGGUCCCCCUCCACAUUACGGACCAACUGCCUAUGUUCGCUCUGAUGGAAGACAACAUCCACCUCAAUCACCUUGGUUCGACUGUGGUGUCGUCCAUUUUGAACUGGGGGGAGCCUCUACCGGCCCAUAUUCCCCCGAAGCCAGACAUCAUUCUCGCUGCCGACUGCGUCUAUUUUGAACCCGCAUUCCCCCUCCUCAUCGCCACCCUGCACGAUCUCCUGGGCCCCAAUUCGGUGUGCUACUUCUGCUACAAGCGACGUCGACGAGCAGACCUACGGUUCAUGAAAAUGGCCAAGAAAGCUUUCGACGUGCAGGAGAUUCGUGAUGAUCCCGAUGCCGAAACCUAUCGCCGGGAAUCCCUCUUCCUCUAUACGAUCCGUCUCAAACCCACCCCGAACUCACAGAUACCCCCCAACCCUGCACGACCAGCAGUUGCCGAAGCAGAGAAACACACAGUGCAUGUACCCAUAAAAAUUUAG